This is a messenger RNA of Morchella importuna, 360 nucleotides long. RefSeq lists its product as uncharacterized. Lineage: Eukaryota; Fungi; Ascomycota; Pezizomycetes; Pezizales; Morchellaceae. The record is from RefSeq and is a predicted model, not a curated record. The transcript has a single exon. The coding region runs from base 1 to 360 and encodes 119 amino acids.
AUGACGGCGCUGCCCGUGCGCCUCGUGGGUGUCACGGGCGUGCCCAUGUCGUCCCAUGAGCGCCGGCGGCGCACGCCAAAGACGCGGGAGCCCGCAGAGCGCAGCGAGGACGCGACGGAGCGGGUGCUCCUUAGUGAUGCGGUGCGCGAGGCGCCGUAUGCGAGGCCGUCGUCGUCGGAUGAUGAUGAGCUAGAGGAUGAGGAUGAUGAUGAAGAGGAGGAGGUGUAUUUAGACUUGCGUUUGCCUUUGGAGUCGUACUUUGUCUUCUUCUUCUUACCGGAGGAGGAGUUGAGGGAGCGGAAGAACCAGCCUGUUCGCCGGCGGGAGGAGGAUCCGAGGGAGGAGGGUGAGGAGGAGUAG